Messenger RNA from Lacerta agilis (Sand lizard), 1105 nucleotides. RefSeq names its product apurinic/apyrimidinic endodeoxyribonuclease 1 (gene APEX1). Gene Ontology annotation, biological process: base-excision repair. NCBI's taxonomy places the organism in Eukaryota, Metazoa, Chordata, Lepidosauria, Squamata, Lacertidae. The transcript has 4 exons. The coding region runs from base 83 to 1036 and encodes 317 amino acids. Gene Ontology annotation, cellular component: nucleus. Gene Ontology annotation, molecular function: double-stranded DNA 3'-5' DNA exonuclease activity; phosphoric diester hydrolase activity; endonuclease activity. The record is from RefSeq and is a predicted model, not a curated record.
GACAACGUUGCUGUUCAGUAGCCUGCUGCAGGCAAGGUUGCGCUGCCCGCUGCCUAGGGUAGGAUCCAGCUGGGCACCUACAAUGCCAAAAAGGGGCAAGAAGAAGGAAGGCGAAGCCCUUCCUGAGGAGAAGGAGGCAGUGGCAGAACCAGAGCCUAAGAAGGCUAAGAAAGGUGGGGCGAAAGCUGAGAAGGAGGCCGACGGUCCAAUCCUGUACCAAGACCCGCCUGACAAACUCACCUCUCCCAGUGGCAAGAAAUACACCUUGAAGGUCACCUCCUGGAAUGUCGACGGGAUCCGAGCCUGGUUCAAGAAGAAGGGGCUGGAGUGGGUGUGUGAGGAGAAGCCGGACAUACUCUGCCUCCAAGAGACGAAAUGCGCGGAAAAACAGCUGCCGGCCGAGAUCCGGGAUCUGGCCGACUAUCCCCACAAGUACUGGGCCUGCUCUGAUGACAAGGAAGGCUACAGUGGGGUGGCCCUCCUCUCCAAAGCCAAGCCUGUCGAUGUCACCUACGGUAUCGGCGAGGAGGAGCACGACAAGGAAGGCCGGGUGAUCACAGCCGAGUUCCCCUCCUACUUCCUGGUGACGGCCUACGUCCCCAACGCGGGCCGGGGCCUGGUGCGACUGGAGUACCGCCAGCGCUGGGACGUGGCCUUCCGCUCCUACCUGCAAGGCCUGGCCGCCCGCAAGCCCCUCGUCCUCUGUGGGGACCUCAAUGUGGCCCACCAGGAGAUCGACCUGAAGAACCCCAAGGGCAACAAGAAGAACGCCGGCUUCACCCCCGAGGAGCGGGAGGGUUUCGGCGAGCUGCUGGAGGCCGGCUUCGCCGACACGUUCCGACACCUCUACCCCGACACCCCCUACGCCUACACCUUCUGGACCUACAUGAUGAACGCCCGGGCCAAGAACGUGGGCUGGCGGCUCGACUACUUUGUGGUCUCCAAAGACCUGCUGGAGAACGUCUGCGACAGCAAGAUCCGAUCCACGGCCCUGGGGAGCGACCACUGCCCCAUCACCCUGUACCUAGCCGUGUGAUGGAGAUGCCAAGGGGAUGGAGGGCGGUUACUAACAUGGGUCCUCCGAUAUUGCAGCUUGAGCCGAGAG